Messenger RNA from Myodes glareolus (Bank vole), 1406 nucleotides. RefSeq names its product olfactory receptor 52A5-like. Gene Ontology annotation, cellular component: plasma membrane. Lineage: Eukaryota; Metazoa; Chordata; Mammalia; Rodentia; Cricetidae. Gene Ontology annotation, biological process: G protein-coupled receptor signaling pathway. Gene Ontology annotation, molecular function: olfactory receptor activity; G protein-coupled receptor activity. The record is from RefSeq and is a predicted model, not a curated record.
GAAAAAAUGUUCCCAACACAAGCUAAUGGUCUAAUUGAGAAGCCGUAUACCCGCAGUCCCUAAGGCAGCAUGCCCCAUUUCAAUAGCUCCAUCUUCAGGCCCUCAGUGCUGACCCUGAUUGGGAUUCCUGGCUUGGAGUCGGUGCAGUUCUGGAUUGGGAUUCCUUUCUUUGGCAUGUACAUCAUCGCUCUUUUGGGGAAUUUUCUGCUCCUUGUUGUCAUCAAAGUUGAACGAAGCCUCCAUGAACCCAUGUACCUCUUCCUAGCAAUGCUUGGAGCAACAGACAUUGCUCUCAGUACUUGCAUCUUACCGAAAAUGCUAGGAAUAUUCUGGUUUCACCUUCCAAACAUAUACUUUGAUGCUUGCCUCUUGCAGAUGUGGCUAAUUCACACAUUCCAGUGUAUUGAGUCAGGCAUUUUGUUUGCUAUGGCAGUGGAUCGUUAUGUGGCAAUCUGUGAUCCUCUAAGACAUGCAUCAAUUUUUACCCAGCGACUCCUCACUCAAAUAGGACUAGGAGUCACACUCAGAGCUGCCCUCUUUGUAGCUCCAUGUCUCAUUCUCAUCAAAUGCAGGUUGAAUUUUUACUGGACCACAGUUGUAUCCCAUUCAUACUGUGAGCACAUGGCGAUUGUCAAGCUGGCAGUAGAAGAUGUUCGUGUCAACAAGAUCUAUGGUCUUUUUGUGGCUUUCAGUAUACUUGGACUGGACAUAAUUUUCAUAACACUCUCCUACAUUAGAAUAUUUAUAACUGUCUUCAAACUGCCUCAAAAGGAAGCAAGACUCAAAGCCUUUAACACAUGCAUUGCCCACAUUUGUGUCUUCUUGGAGUUUUAUCUCCUAGCCUUCUUCUCCUUUUUUACACAUAGGUUUGGCUUCCACAUUCCAUCCUACAUUCACAUUCUCCUGUCUAACCUUUACCUACUUGUCCCACCUUUGCUCAACCCUAUUGUUUAUGGGGUGAAGACCAAACAAAUUCGAGAUCAAGUGUCCAGAAUUUUCUGCUGUAAUUAUCCUUCUUGAUUUUCAGUUUAUUUACUUUUGUUUCAAAUAACAAAUCUCACUCAAAACCCUUAGAUUUUGCUUGUAGGAUCUCUCUCUCUCUCUCUCUCUCUGUGUGUGUGUGUGUGUGUGUGUGUGUGUGUGUGUGUGUUGUACAUGUGCAUGGGAAAGCCAGAGGUCAAGAUACAGUCCACCUUGUUUCCUUGGCUUUUGUUUGUUUUUGCUUUGUAUUUUGUUUGUUUGAGAGUGGCCUCUGAUGGUCUGGGGUUCACAAUUAGACUGCUCUGGAAGGGAAGAGAACCCAAGGGCCCUAGUAGUCUUCAUCUACCAUUCCAGCCCUUGAACUAAAGCACAUGCCAUCACAGCCAGCUUUUUAUAUAAGGUCAGGGGGUUUGAUUUAUGUUUGA